ACUAGAGAUGGAAAUACAGUUCAUUAAGCACUGUGUGAAGCCAAAUAUAAGGAGCAAUGCAAUGAAGUUUAAACCUGCCUCUCUGGUAACAUUCUUGACUCUGUAUUAGGUCAUCAUGUAGAGAUAUAAGCAGUGCUAUGUAUACGAAGUUGAUACAUAUAACUGGUGUUGACAUCAUGCCACCAGAUCUCAUCAUCAUCUACAAACUAUUACGACAUUAUAUAUAUUUUACAAAUCACUGACAAUAACAUCAGGUACCCCACUUUACUCCUUAUGACAGAUACUUGUUGUGGACGUCUUGCAGCACAAGUUCCCAUUGGUGUGAACAGAAUCAACAAGGGCUGUCUCUGACUCACAGUCCAGAAGGAAGAAGCAGUUGUGUUGAUUGAAGUUGAACAUUUGUGUCUGAGAUUACGAACAAAGCCAUGCCAGUGCUUUCAGAAGACUCAGGUUUACAUGAAACUUUAGCCCUUUUGACAUCUCAGCUACGACCUGAUUCAAAUCAUAAAGAGGAAAUGGGGUUCCUUAAGGAUGUCUUCAGUGAAAAGAGUCUCAGCUACCUGAUGAAGAUACAUGAAAAGCUCCGUCAUUAUGAAAGACAGAGUCCGACUCCUGUUCUGCACAGUGCAGCAGGAUUGGUUGAAGAUGUAAUAGAAGAAUUGCAGACUGCACCAGUGAAUAAUGAAGAAAAAGAGCUGCUUCAGCUGCUGUCAACACCACAUCUCAGGGCAAUGCUUGUAGUACAUGACACUGUAGCACAGAAGAACUUUGACCCAGUCCUUCCACCUCUGCCAGAUAACUUUGAUGAUGAUUUUGAUGAAGAAUCGGUGAAAAUUGUUCGGCUAGUGAAAAAUAAAGAGCCCUUGGGAGCUACCAUCAGAAGAGAUGAGCAUACAGGGGCUGUGAUUGUAGCAAGGAUCAUGAGAGGUGGUGCAGCUGAUCGAAGUGGUCUUGUCCACGUAGGAGAUGAACUGAGAGAAGUCAAUGGUAUUGCUGUGCUUCACAAACGACCUGAAGAAAUAAGUCAGAUUUUGGCACAGUCUCAGGGAUCAAUAACAUUAAAAAUAAUUCCAGCCAUCAAAGAAGAAGAUCGUCUAAAAGACAGCAAGGUGUUUAUGAGGGCCCUUUUCUGCUAUAAUCCCAAAGAAGACAGAGCCAUUCCCUGCCAGGAGGCUGGUCUGCCCUUUAAGAGACGACACAUCCUGGAAGUUGUAAGCCAAGAUGAUCCUACAUGGUGGCAAGCAAAGCGUGUUGGAGACACCAAUCUCAGAGCAGGCUUGAUCCCCUCAAAGCAGUUCCAAGAAAGACGAUUGAUGUACAGAAGAAGUAUAGGCACCCAGCCGAAUCCUAGAACUGUGAAGAAGCCAUUAUAUGAUCAGACUUCUGAUAAAGAGGACUGUGACUGUGAGGGAUAUUUCAAUGGACAUUACAUAGCUGGCUUACGCAGGAGCUUUAGGUUAAGUCGUAAAGAAAAGGAGAACAAUCCUAAUGAAGCAAAGCAGGCAGACCAGGCAGAUGCAGCAGAGCUCCUGACAUAUGAGGAGGUCACAAAAUACCAACAGCAGCCUGGGGAGCAGCAGAGGCUGAUCGUUUUGAUUGGUUGUUUGGGAGCCAGAUUAAAUGAGCUCAAGCAGAAGGUUGUGUCAGAGAACCCACAGGAGUAUGGUGUUGCAGUUCCACAUACAACGAGGUCAAAGAAAAGUCACGAGAAAGAGGGAGUAGAAUACAACUUUGUCUCUAAGCAAUCAUUUGAGACAGAUGUGCAGCAAAACAAAUUUGUGGAACAUGGAGAAUACAAAGAAAACCUGUAUGGCACAAGUCUUGAGGCAAUCCGGUCUGUGAUGGCCAAAAAGAAGGUCUGUUUGGUGGAUGUGGUUCCUGAAGCAGUGAAGCACUUGAGGACUCCUGAAUUUAAGCCUUAUGUUAUCUUUGUGAAGCCCCUCAUUCCAGAAAAGAAAAAAAAUGUCCUAAAGUCUCCUGUAUCAGAAGAAAUCUCAACACCCCUUGAUGAAGAACAGCAGGAAAUUAUUAAUUCAGCAGCAUUCAUCGAAGAGCACUAUGGCCAUUUAAUUGACACUACGCUGGUGAAAGAAGAUCUCCAGAGUGCAUGUAAUCAGCUUAAAACUGUGCUAGAUAAGCUAAGCAAGGAUUCAUUUUGGGUGCCAGUCAGCUGGGUUAGGUCAUAGUUUGCUAUCAUGUUGUUUAAAGGAAAGAAUUUAUUUAAAAAGCCUUGUAAAUAUAUGGAUUACAAAAGGGAAGUAUGUUGAUUUCACUUCAAAACUGCCAUUCUCUCUAGAAAGUAAUAUGUAAAGUCUACAGGGGGGGAAAAAAAAAUAAAGUCAGAAGCUGAUACUGCCUUCUUGAAUUGGAAUCCUGAGUACCAGCUGUGUACCCUCAGCCUGAACAGGUUAGUAAAAGACUGGAGUGACUUUUAGACUACAAAUAGUGCACUUUGUUCUGUAAAAAUAUGCAGAGGGUCCCAUGCUCCAAAAGCACUGAAGCAAUGCUAGGACAGUAAGAAGCCUCAUCAUUUGGCCAGACCUCGUGUGGCAUCUGAACAAGGUACUUUAUCUAGGAACAAGUCUGCUACUUGAGGGGAGAGGGAGAGUGCCCACACCCAGUCAGUUACUUAAAGAUUCAGCUGGCUUUCUUCCACUCAGGAUUACUGGUUUGCAAACCCUUUUUAAUUCGGCACAGAAACUUGACUGGCUCUGUAAACUGUCUGUGUUUUAGCAGCUGAGAGGUGGUGGUGGGAUUUUUGUUGGUAUUGUUGGUUUUCUUUUUUAAGCUCAGCCCUUUCCCAGUGCUUCUGGCUGUCUUGCAUAGGUAGUAAUUAGUCUGCUCAGCAAUGGCUUUUGCCCACUUUCCCACUCGCUCUCUUCCUAACAGCACAGGAUAGAUGUUAAGCAGCCCAUAAACAUACCUGUGUGACUGAUCCAGCUCAUAACCCAGGGACGUUCUUUAGUCUACCUGAAAAGUGUGUAUGGUGUAAAAUGUGACUUGAAGAAGCUUAUUUUCUACAAGGCGUCUUUGCAAAUGCCAACUGCUGGGGUGCUACAUGGACAGCAAUAGAGCAGCUCUGCAAAGGCUGCCAGGAAGAGGAGGCUGAAACACCAUGAAGCUGAGCUGCGGCACCAAAUCAUCAUUCUCCCAGCACUUGUGAAUACCUUUAUUACAAAUCAAGUGAAGGCAGCCAGAGCAUGCACUUGGCUCCGUCACAUCUUGAAGAGGAAAUCUUAUCUGUUGGAGGACUUGGCAGAUAAGAAUAUUCAGCUUUUUAAGGUGGGCAAGACUAAGAAAACACAUUGAUUAUGUGAGUAUGGUGCAGGUGUUUAUUAUCUGAAACUUGUUCCUGUUUUCCAUUGCCUGUUGAGUUCUAAUCUUUCCUCUGUACUGUGCCCUCUAACAACACCUUCUGGUACACUGGUCUCAUUCUUUUAACAGUGUGAUGUUAUACUUGUUCCAGAGCAUUCAGCAAAACUAACACCAUUGCUUAUUAAAAGCAUAUUUCUUAUUUAGUGUCUCUGAAUCUACAUUAACACCAGCCCAAAGAGUUGUCUGUCCAUCUUUUCUAAAUGCAUGCCCUGCUAACUUCCAAGUGUCACCCUGCAAAGAGCAGCACUUCCUGCAGUCUGGUAGAACAUGUUGUCAGACUGGAAACCUCUCAGCAGCUGUACAAGGAUUCCCUCACGUGGUCAUGGCCCAUCAGCUCUGCCAGUAAACAGCUGCAGCUUUGGCCCAGCACAGCCACCAAAGGUAUUUGAGUGGGAAAAGACAGUGAAAAAGUGAGUGCAAUAAUUUAACAGCAUCUCAAGCUAAGCAGAUUUAUUAAAAUAUCAACUCAAUAUCACAUCAGAUUGAUCUCACCACAGGUAUAUAUUGCAGUCUUCAGGGUUAAGAUGUACAACUCCUAUUAAACAUGAACUAAAAUAAUCAGUGUCACUUAAAUGAUCUUUUUGAGUUAUGUGCAGAUAAUCCAUGUUUAUGAUCUGUGGGAGUAUACAUCACUUAGGACACUACCAAGUUUAGCUUUUUUGAUGGAGGACUUUUUUAGGUUCCAAGUAAAUGAUGGUGGGAGAAUACAUAAGUCCAUACUAAAGAAAAAGACAGUGCUCAUAUAUAUUCUCUUCUUUCUUCUCUUUAUUCUGACAAUCUUAGGAAAAGGUACACGUAACAGAUGUCUGUUUCCAGGACAAGAUUCCAAUUCAGACAAUAUCAAGUCAAGGCCAGGCCUGGUUUGUGCUCUGCAGUUAGGAGGGGCAAAAAGAAGAAAUGAUAAAGAAAAUUAGAAUGCAAACUUGAGUUCAAAGUCCUGCUUUGCUGCAGAGAUGAAUGAAGAACACGACUCAAUUGAGCUAUAUUGGCAAGUUUAAGGAAGUCCCUGGAAAAGCAGCACUGUGGAAGUGAAGUUUUGCUGGAAAGAAAGAAAAAGUCUAUAAAACCCCAUAGCAGCCAGCAGCUGGAUAUCCCUCACUCUACAGUCAGCUUAAAAGCAUUAAGGUUCGGCUCGAAGGAACCCUCAGCGAACCUCAGCAGGAGGCUGCAGGAACACAACACCGGCACUCAGCAUUGAGAUACACAGCGAGGAGCUGCAAGUCCAACAUCGACCUAACCCAACCCGACCCGGUCCGGCCCCACCUGGACUUCCCUACGGCGCUGUCUCCGAUCAGGAUCAGCUUCACAGUGAUGCCGUUCCCGUCCAUGUUCAUCCCGGUACCCGCACAGUGCCCGCUGUCGGUCCGCUCCGGCGGAGCAGCUACUCCAACUCCUCCCCUCGAUCGGGCGGUACCGGGCGGGGCGGAACGGGGCGGAACCGAUCAGCGGAGCUAACGGGGCCGUACAUACGGCUUGGCCUGGCCAUGUCCGAUUACAGGAUCUCGGUAGAGGAGCUGAACGAUCUCCUGGCGAACGGCAGCGGUUGUUACAGCCUGCCCAGCGCUCACAGCAACGAGGUGGUGCCGCGCAUCCACGUGGGGAACGCGUUCAUAGCCAAGAACAUAAUGAAGCUGCAGCGCCUGGGGAUAACCCAUGUUCUGAAUGCAGCAGAGGGGAAGUCAUUCAUGCAUGUGAACACUAAUGCAGAAUUCUAUGAAGGCACAGGCAUCACAUACCAUGGCAUUAAAGCUAACGAUACGCAGGAGUUUAACCUCAGUCGAUAUUUUGAGGAGGCAGCUGAUUUUAUUGAGAAAGCACUUUCCCAGAAGGAUGGACAAGUGUUUGUGCAUUGCCGUGAGGGCUACAGCCGUUCUCCUACGCUGGUCAUCGCCUACCUCAUGCUUCGCCAGAACAUGGAUGUCAAGUCUGCUUUGGUCACUGUCCGCCAAAAGAGAGAGAUUGGCCCCAAUGAUGGCUUUCUAAGGCAGCUUUGUCAGCUAAACGAGCAGUUAGUGAAGGAAGGCAAAGUGAAGCCCUGAAAUAGAACGCCAGUAGUAUUCAUGGGUGUUUCUCAAACCAUCAGAGGAUGCAUUAAGUGCUUUAGAUUCCUAACCCCAUACCGCCAAGCUAAGUCACGUCUGAGGGAGACAGAAUUCCUGCUCCUGUCUAGUGAAAGGAUCUUUCUCAACCUGUUGGGUUUGGCUUUCGAGAUGGCACAACGUUGUGUGUGUGUCGCUUGUUGGAGUUGUUGCAAUAAAGAGGUGUCUUUAGAGGGGUCACUGCGGUGAGAACAGCUGCUCACACAUAUUACAGAGCCCCCUUUGCAGGCUUUAUAACAUGCUUUGCAUUGACAUCGCAUUGCUUCAUUCAAGCUUUGUAUUUGAUUCCACCAGAGCACUGUUUGCCGAGUGCCCCCAUACAUCUCUCACUCUUCAUUGAAAUAACGUGUUUACUAAAGCUUCUUUUUCAUGCACGCAGGUGCCUGGAGUUUGAGUGUAGGAGCUUCAAGGAAUGGAGCAGCAUAUAUGCAAAUACACAGAUGCACUCUUAUAAGAAGAAGUAUGCAGUGUUGUGUUCAGUGUGGAUAUAUGCAAUACACAGUGUGUGGUAGUAAAGCCAUUCAGAGCCUGACCUUGAUGCACACUGUAUUUCCAAGACUAUUUGUACCACUUGCUGUAGUGAUCGACGUGAAACGGUCUGAUAUUAUAGUUUAUUUUUGAUUAUAAACUCACACUCUAAAGAAAACGUGGAGUGAGUGUUGAGAAAUGAACUCCAGCAAGGGAAGAAGAAUGGCUGUACUUAGGAGUGCUUGAACUGGGUGUAUGAUCAAGUAUCAGAAUGGAAUGGCUUCUGAGGUUUGUAUUGAACCACAGCCCCCCUGUCCUGCUGUUUAUUAAUAUAGAAUGGCCAAAUCAUAUCUACAGAUUCCUCCCAGCAUCGUAGUACAGCAGAUGUGCUUACAGAGCGUUUUGUUGGUACACUCGGACUUGAAUUAUUUGCAUGGCUCCGUUCAAUAGAAAACAGACGUCGUUACGUGCCACCUGGAACAGGAAGCAUUUCCUUUCUGUUAAAAUAAAUCAUACCUUGAUUCUGC
Molecule: messenger RNA, 6469 nt
Organism: Coturnix japonica (Japanese quail)
Lineage: Eukaryota; Metazoa; Chordata; Aves; Galliformes; Phasianidae
Source: RefSeq, a predicted model, not a curated record